CUAAUUUCUUAAUUAAAAAUAGGAGGCAGAGAGAGAGAGAGAGAAAUAAGAAAAAGGAAAACGGAAAUUGCUGCGUCGGAUUUGAGUUGCAGUGGGAGAGAGUGUAGGGGAGAGAAAGAGAGAGAUUUUCUUCUCUCCCGUCUUUAGAGAGAGAGAGAGAGAGAGAAAGAGAAAAAAAGCUUGAGAAAACGAAACGAGAAGAGCCCAGCCUCUCCUUCCCCUUCCAAUUGUUCGAUCUCUCUCGCAGCUUUUUUUUUUUUGUUGUUUUCGUUUUGUUUGCUCCUCUUUUUACAUCGACGAUUAUUUCACCAAAACACGCGUUUCUUCGUAUUGAUCAUGAACGAGCCUCCCGAUUUCAGUAUCGAGGGUUUCUUCUUACAUUGAGGUGGAAAGCUUUCAAAAGAAAUGGCUCGUCGUAGAAUUAGAUCAAGGAUCCGGAAAAGCCAUUUCUACACCUUUAGGUGCCUUAGGCCAAAAACGCUCGAAGAUCAAGGGCCUCAUGUCAUUAACGGACCCGGGUACACGAGGCUCGUCCAUUGUAACCAGCCUCACAUGCACCUGACGAAGCUCCUUAGGUACCGGUCAAACUACGUGUCGACCACUCGGUACAACCUGCUCACUUUCUUACCCAAAUGCUUGUACGAGCAAUUCCACCGCGUUGCCAACUUCUACUUCCUCGUAGCCGCCAUUCUCUCUGUGUUUCCUCUCUCCCCGUUCAACAAAUGGAGCAUGAUCGCUCCGCUGGUGUUCGUCGUCGGGCUUAGCAUGGGCAAGGAGGCGCUGGAGGACUGGCGCCGGUUUAUGCAGGACGUGGCGGUGAACUCAAGGAAAGCUAGUGUUCACAAAGGCAGUGGUGAAUUUGGUCGCAGGGCGUGGAAGAAGAUCCGUGUGGGUGACAUUGUUAGGGUGGAGAAGGAUGAGUUUUUCUCGGCUGAUUUGCUCUUGUUGUCAUCGAGUUACGACGAUGGGAUCUGUUACGUGGAGACGAUGAACUUAGACGGCGAAACGAACUUGAAAGUCAAGAGGUGCUUGGAUGCUACCUUGUCACUGGAGCGGGAUGAGUCUUUUCAGAGUUUCUCUGGAACGAUAAAGUGCGAGGAUCCGAAUCCGAACCUGUAUACGUUUGUUGGAAACCUUGAGUGCGAUGGCCAGGUUUAUCCACUUGAUCCUAACCAGAUUCUCCUCAGAGACUCGAAGCUCAGGAACACGACUUAUAUCUAUGGGGUUGUGAUAUUCACCGGCCACGACACAAAAGUCAUGCAGAACUCGACAAAAUCUCCUUCGAAGAGAAGCAGGAUUGAAAAGAGAAUGGACUACAUUAUAUACACUCUCUUCGCUCUUCUUCUGUUUGUCUCCUUCAUCAGCUCUCUUGGGUUUGCAGUGAUGACAAAACUUCUAAUGGCAGAUUGGUGGUACUUGCGACCAGACAAGCCUGAGACCUUAACAAAUCCUACAAACCCCUGGCACGCUUGGGUUGUCCAUUUGAUCACUGCUCUCUUGCUUUACGGGUACUUGAUUCCCAUCUCCUUGUAUGUCUCCAUCGAGGUAGUAAAAGUCUUGCAAGCAACUUUCAUCAAUCAGGACUUGCAAAUGUAUGAUAGCGAGAGCGGGACUCCAGCUCAGGCACGCACGUCCAAUCUAAAUGAAGAGCUGGGACAAGUUGAUACGAUCCUUUCUGACAAAACAGGAACUUUGACAUGUAACCAGAUGGACUUUCUGAAAUGCUCAAUUGCGGGUACUUCCUAUGGUGUCCGCGCCAGUGAAGUGGAACUAGCUGCUGCGAAGCAGAUGGAGAUGGAUCUCGAGGAGCAAGGUGAUGAAAUUACAAAGCUUCCAAUAACUAAAGGCAGGACACAACGCUACUCGAAACUGACCAGCAAGACUUCAUCAGAUUUCGAAUUGGAGACUGUAAUCACUGCUAGCGACGAGAAGGAUAGGAAGCAGGUCACUGGCAUUAAGGGGUUUAGUUUUGAGGAUAAUCGUCUGAUGGAUCAAAACUGGUUGAAUGAGCCCAAUCCAAAUGACAUUUUGAUGUUUUUCCGUAUACUGGCGGUUUGUCAUACUGCUAUCCCUGAGGUGGAUGAAGAUACUGGAAAGUGUACUUAUGAAGCUGAGUCUCCUGAUGAAGUUGCUUUCCUUGUUGCCGCUAGGGAGUUUGGUUUUGAGUUUACUAAGAGAACUCAGUCAAGUGUGUUUAUCGCUGAACAGGUUUCAGGCCAGCUUGUUGAUAGAGAAUACAAAAUAUUAAAUCUAUUAGACUUCACUAGCAAGAGAAAAAGAAUGUCUGCCAUUGUCCGAGAUGAGGAAGGGCAGAUUAUUCUACUCUGUAAAGGCGCUGACAGCAUCAUAUUUGACCGGUUAUCAAAGAAAGGAAAAGAUUAUCUGGGAGCUACUUCCAAGCACUUGAAUGAAUACGGUGAAGCAGGUUUACGCACAUUGGCGCUUGGUUACAGAAAGCUGGAUGAAACCGAGUAUUCAGCAUGGAACAGUGAAUUUCACAAAGCCAAAACUUCAGUUGGAGCUGAUAGAGACGAAAUGCUCGAGAAGGUAUCAGAUAUGAUGGAGAAGGAAUUGAUCCUUGUUGGAGCUACUGCUGUGGAGGACAAACUGCAGAAAGGGGUGCCUCAAUGCAUAGAUAACCUUGCCCAAGCUGGUCUUAAGAUAUGGGUUUUGACAGGAGAUAAGAUGGAGACAGCAAUAAACAUAGGAUACGCCUGCAGUUUACUUCGACAGGGUAUGAAGCAGAUAUCCAUUUCAUUUACUAAUGUGGAGGAAUCAUCACAAGACUCUGAAGCUGCUGCAAAGGAGAGCAUUGUGAUGCAGAUCACAAAUGCCUCACAGAUGAUCAAAAUAGAAAAGGAUCCACAUGCAGCUUUUGCUUUGAUCAUUGAUGGGAAGACACUUACAUAUGCUUUGAAGGAUGAUGUCAAGUAUCAGUUUCUUGCACUUGCAGUUGACUGUGCUUCAGUAAUAUGCUGUCGUGUCUCUCCUAGACAGAAAGCACUUGUAACAAGGCUAGCUAAAGAAGGAACAGGGAAGACAACUUUAGCAAUCGGUGAUGGUGCAAAUGAUGUUGGAAUGAUUCAAGAAGCUGAUAUUGGGGUUGGCAUCAGUGGCGUUGAAGGCAUGCAGGCUGUAAUGGCAAGUGACUUCUCCAUAGCCCAGUUUCGGUUUCUGGAGCGAUUACUUGUUGUCCACGGACACUGGUGCUACAAAAGAAUAGCCCAAAUGAUCUGUUAUUUCUUCUACAAGAACAUAACGUUUGGCCUAACUCUAUUCUACUUCGAAGCCUUUACCGGGUUUUCUGGUCAAUCAAUAUACAACGACUCCUACUUAUUACUCUUCAACGUUGUUCUCACUUCUCUCCCCGUCAUCUCUCUCGGAGUUUUCGAACAAGAUGUUCCGUCUGAUGUCUGCUUACAGUUCCCUGCAUUGUAUCAACAAGGUCCCAAGAACCUAUUCUUCGACUGGUACAGAAUCCUCGGAUGGAUGGGUAAUGGAGUUUACGCAUCCAUAGUAAUCUUCACACUCAAUCUCGGAAUCUUUCAUGUCCAAUCAUUCCGCUCUGAUGGCCAAACCGCAGACAUGAACGCGAUGGGAACCGCCAUGUUCACUUGCAUCAUUUGGGCAGUAAAUGUUCAAAUCGCUCUAACCAUGAGCCACUUCACUUGGAUCCAACACGUAAUGAUUUGGGGAAGCAUAGGAGCUUGGUACAUCUUCCUCGCCCUUUACGGUAUGUUACCACCAAAACUCUCAGGUAACAUCUUUCACAUGCUCGUGGAGACGCUAGCGCCUGCACCGAUCUUCUGGCUUACCUCACUACUGGUCAUAGCCGCCACAACACUUCCUUACUUGUUUCACAUCUCAUACCAAAGAUCAGUGAACCCUCUUGACCAUCACAUCAUACAAGAGAUCAAGCAUUUCAGGAUCGAUUUGGAGGAUGAGCGGAUGUGGAAACGAGAGAAGUCCAAGGCUAGAGAGAAGACAAAGAUUGGAUUUACGGCUCGUGUCGAUGCAAAGAUCAGACAGCUGAGAGGGAAGCUUCAGAGGAAACAUUCGGUGUUGAGUUUCAUUAGUGGGACUUCGUCCAAUGAUACAAAUUCAAACUCACAACAGACUUGACUGAGACCAAGUAAGUUUUGUUUUAACUCCUUAUUGUUUUCGAAAAUUGGAUUGAAUAUAGAUGAAAAAAAAGAAUAGAGUUUUGUUUUCUAACUAUUCAUGUCGUUUAUACAAUUAGACAAAAGGUAGAAAAGAAAGAGGGGAAUGUUGUAUUUUGUGUUUGUGUGUGUGUAUUCUCGUAAUAAUGAAAAGACGAAAGGAAAAGGAGAUAUGAUUACUGAUUUUAAAGACGUAAGUCAGGUCAGAGUUUCAUAAACACACAGUAAUCACAUCUCUUUGUCAGGUUGUUUUAGUUUUAGUGGAUUUGGG
This is a messenger RNA of Thlaspi arvense, 4431 nucleotides long. Lineage: Eukaryota; Viridiplantae; Streptophyta; Magnoliopsida; Brassicales; Brassicaceae. The record is from the annotation of a GenBank genome assembly.